UUUUUUAAAGCACGUAUCUAAAAUAUGUUUAACACUAUAUGUAAUAACUCCGAUCUUUAAAAUUCUAGCUAAGUAAAAAUGCAGACUACAGUAAAGAAACCUAGCGAGUCAAAAGUAAAAAGAGAAAAGGUAACAAAAGACGACGCUACAAAAGUACCUCAAGAUGAUAAACUUAAAAAGACUUCUUACACCAUUUCAACACCAAGGAACUUUGUUCAGAAAUCCACUACCGCCGACAUUUAUGGGCAAAAGAAAAAAAGUGUUACACAGACUGCGAAAACACCUAGAAAGUCUACUGGUUCAUAUACGGCCAGCAAUGUAUCCCCAAUGAAGGAUUUACUAAAAUCUUCACCUUCUUCUACUACCCAAAGUGCUCGAAGCGAAUCCAAGAUGGCCACGCCUAAAACCACGUCAUCCAGAUAUUCGACACCAAGAAGUAAAGAUUUUGGAGUCGCAGUCAAUUCGCCAAUUGUGAAACGAAAAUUGAAUAUGGAUUUGAGAAGUGAAGGCAGUUUUGUGAAAGAUUUGUCCAAAGAUAAGAAGGAGAGGGAGAGGAGUUUCAUCAAAGACGUUCCCAAAGAUAGGAAGGAAAAAGAAAGGAGUUUUAUAAAAGAUACUCCGAAAAGCAGAAAGGAAAAAGAAGGUAGUUUUAUCAAAGAUACUCCUAAAAGUAGAAAGGAAAAAGAAGGUAGUUUUAUUAUGGACAAAGGUAGAAAAGAGAGGGAACGGAGUUUUAUAAAAGAAAAAGAAGUACCCAGAGAAAGGAAAGAUAAAGAUACUACAAAAGGUUCAGGUGAAAGACAACGAACGAAAACGAGGACUUUAGAUGAAAGUGAAGUUAAAAUGUUGAAUUCUAACGCGGCCAAUAAUUCUGAGAUGCUCAAUCUGGCACAUAAGUUAAGCGCAAAGCCUAAAGCGUUUUACAUUGACUUGGAUGAUGAAAAACCUAGUCACAGUAAAAAGACACCACCAAACAAGCUUUCAAGUGAUGAAGACAUGAGUUACGAAGACGAUUUCGAGAGCUACGAGUCAGAUUUUGACUCUUAUCACAGUUCCACACAUAGUGAACAAAAUGCCAGUGAUGAGAGAAAUGAACAAGCGGAAGAUGAUGAUGAUGAUGAUGAUGAUGAUGAUGAUAGUGAAAGCGAAGCCGUUGAGACAUCAAAGGAAGUGAAGGAUGAUGAAAAUAUGUUGGAUUCAGGUAGCUUCGAUCUCCGAGACCGUUCAGCAAACAAAUCGAAGCCAGCAGUCUUAGACUUUAUCCUGGAGACAGCAGAAGUCGGAGAGAAGCCUAGUUCCUUGACCGACGAGGGUUUCCAAGAGAUGAGCAGCUCGAGCGCUGUGUCCAGCAUCAGGACUGUUCAUACUGAUGUGCUUGACAGACCACUUUUCAUCGAUUUUACAAAAUCAAAAGAAACACGCCGAAAGAAAAGGAUAGGGGACAGAUUAAGACAACGAGCCAAAGAUCUCCUUAGCAUAAUAACUCUACAUGAAAUGUCAUACACUUUGUUCGAAAUGAAACCUAUUUCGUACGACCUUUAUAUGGCAACAUUUGGACGAUCGAACUAUACCCAAGUCGCUGUUCAGACGUUUGAAGAUGGAAUCUCAGAAGAGGUUCAAACAGAUGAGGUUGAAUGUGAACAUAAGUGGACCCAACAUCCAGUGGAAUUCACAAAACAUGAUAUUUGCAUAAAGCAAAAAGUCGAAACUCGAAAAUAUAGCAAAAAUAUGGAAGAUUAUUUAACUAAAUUCACAUUUUUGACGACUCAAAAUGUCGAUGUCGAGAUAAAUAAUGCGAUUAAUGUAGAUGCAAGUUAUAAUACAGAUCCGUUAAGAAUAUAUUUUGAACAGAAAGAUGGCGUCGGGCCCAAUGAAAUGUUGCCAUAUGAAACAUAUAAGUCGAAAUUAAAGAAUAAAGAUUACAAUACUCAUAGACUCGGAAAGUUUUUGAAGAAAAUCGAAAGUAGGAUAAGUAACGUUUUGAACAGUAAUAGUGGCAACACUGAAUUAUCCGAAUUAAAUAUUUCGAAAUACCCUUUUAGUAAAGGGUAUGUUUCUAUUUCUCCUAAGCUUAUAAAAACAGAAAAACUAUCAUUUUUGAAUAACACAAAAAUAUCUCAAAUGUAUUUUUCUGAAACGAAAUCCAAUUUAAUAAUGACGGUUCACAAAAAAGGUCAGAAUGCGCAGCUGAAGAAGUGUGUUAUUUGUCUAUGGGAUAUUAGUGUUGCCAUACGAGAACCCAUAAAACUACUAACAGCCAUAGAUAAUGUAGCUCUAGGAAGAUUAAAAGGUAGUACAGAUGGAUAUUUCGUCGCUGCUUUGGAGGAUGGAUCAAUACACCUAUGGGAUCUCUCAGAAGAACCAACAUGGCGUGACGAUGUUGCCAGUGACGAGAAAUCUACCAAGGUAGAAGAAAUAAAUGAAGAAGGCCUCACAGAUUUCGAAAGACACCGGGAGUGGAAUAAAAGGAAUAUUAACGUUGGUUUUGAUGAGCACAGCAUACCCUGCGCCCUACAAUCAUGCGCGUUCACAAACAGCGCGUACAAUAUGUGCGGUAGUGACGUCACAGGCCGUGUCGUCGGCUUGGAGCUGGCUGGUGACGCACAUGCGCUACUCACACAGGAGGGCGGACGUAGGAUUGUGGGACAGGUGGUAACACUACAAAGUAUAGGCGUCCUAACAAUAUGGUCGAUAGUACAGCAAAAGUCCAAAACCGUACCACCAGACAUCGGUAAAGCUUACUGGUCCAAAAUGAAACUCGAGAAAAAUCAAUCAAUAAACUUACUAGACCACAUUGAUCUACCUUUAAAAGACCCACAAAAUGAUGAAAUAAAAAGAAACUUUAAUUUAAACGCAGCUAAAAGAAGAAUAUUAAAUAAAAAACAAGAAAAGUCGAUACUUAAAAAAGAAUUUUCUCGCCCAAAAUUCGCCAUUAGUUUUGACUUUGACACUGACAGUGACAGGCCAACAAGUGCUGCCAGUGCUAAAAUUAAACGAGUGUUGUCAGUGGAAAAAAAUGUUGCUGAAAACUGGGAAAGUGGUGUCGUUUGUGGGGGCUUGAAAGUAAUGAAUUGGAAAGAUCGCGAUAAUUAUUUGAUUGCGAAGAACUGUGGGGAGGUUUUGUGUUGCAAGAGGAUUCUUGGUGCGGUUAAAGUGAACAAGUUUUGUGUUGCAACCGACGCAUCAUCAGUGACCUGCAUAGAAGUGUCUCCGCAUAGGCUGCCAUAUUUCCUAGCAGCUACUGAUGCUGGUACCAUCAGUGUGUGCUCACUGGUGGAGAACAGGGUCCUACUAACGCUGGAUUGUAGGAACAUCCAGCCGAAGGAUGUUGAGAAAUACCAGUCAGAUCAUAAAGGAAGAUACAUCAGCAGUGUGUCUACUAAAGCGCAUGGCGAUUCAGGCUCCAGGCUAUCCGUAACAUCCCUCUCCUGGUCCCACAUUAACCCGUGCUGUGUGUUCGCGUCGCUACAAGACGACAGCAUCGUCGAGUGGGAGCUAUCCUUCAGCGACAUCUACGCGAAGUGCGCGCACGCGGCCGCCGCAAGGUGCUGUGACGCCGGGGAUAGUACACUGGCCCUGUUAACCCCAGAAGGAGAGGUGCAAGUCCACAAACUGACGAACGAACAUCGAACCAAGGAGUUUUUACUACUCUUCGAAAAGUACCUCGCACUUUUGUAAAUACAUAUUAGUGCAUAUAUUGUAUGUAGUUCUCGCCAAACUUUUUCCGUUACGGAACAUUGCGGUGAAAUAAUUUUAACCGACUUCAGAAACUGAGGUUCUCAGUUUGAACUGCAUGUUUGUUUGUACUCAAUUAUCUCGCGUUUGGAUGGAUUGAUUUUGACGCGGUUUUCAGCAUAGUAUUUGUCAGACCCAGGAGAAGGUUUAGGGUAUAUUAACUGACAAAAGUAACCAAAAACCUUAAAAAAAAAUUAAAGCGACUUCAAAAUGCACUGAAAAAUACGGCCCGCCAAAGAGUUUGGCGAGAACUCGUAAUAUUAUGUAAUUUUUUUUUCAUAAUGUUGUUAAGUAAUACACUAUGAUCUCUUAGUUUAGUAAACAAUUUAGAUGAA
Molecule: messenger RNA, 4070 nt
Organism: Helicoverpa zea (corn earworm)
Lineage: Eukaryota; Metazoa; Arthropoda; Insecta; Lepidoptera; Noctuidae
Exons: 11
Coding region: 79-3678 (1199 amino acids)
Biological process (GO): intraciliary transport
Cellular component (GO): cytoplasmic dynein complex
Molecular function (GO): dynein heavy chain binding; dynein light chain binding
Source: RefSeq, a predicted model, not a curated record